UGUACUGUAUGAAGGCGAGGGCUGGAAAGGGGCCUGCUUGCAGGAAUACCCAGUCAUCUAGUUGGAAAAGCCGCCAGAUGGAAUACAAAAGGAGAAACCCAGACGCUCAUGGAGACAGACUCGGUUCAUAAAUCAGGCGGGGCGAGGGGCUGGGGGCCCGCACGCCAUGGAGCCCGACUCCCUCCUGGACCAAGACGACUCCUACGAGUCGCCCCAAGAAAGGCCGGGCUCCCGGCGCAGCCUGCCCGGCAGUCUCUCCGAGAAGAGCCCCAGCAUGGAGCCCUCGGCUGCUACACCGUUCCGGGUCACGGGCUUUCUCAGCCGCCGCCUCAAGGGCUCCAUCAAGCGCACCAAGAGCCAGCCCAAGCUGGACCGCAACCACAGCUUCCGCCACAUCCUGCCGGGGUUCCGGAGCGCCGCCGCUGCCGCCGCCACCUCCGCCGCCGCGGACAAUGAGAGGUCCCAUCUGAUGCCGAGGCUGAAGGAGUCUCGCUCCCACGAGUCCCUGCUCAGCCCCAGCAGUGCGGUGGAAGCGCUGGACCUCAGCAUGGAGGAGGAGGUGGUCAUCAAGCCUGUGCACAGCAGCAUCCUAGGCCAGGACUACUGCUUCGAGGUUACGACAUCAUCAGGAAGCAAAUGCUUUUCCUGCCGGUCAGCAGCCGAGAGGGAUAAGUGGAUGGAGAAUCUGCGGCGAGCGGUGCACCCCAACAAGGACAACAGCCGGCGUGUGGAGCACAUCCUGAAGCUGUGGGUGAUCGAGGCCAAGGACCUGCCAGCCAAGAAGAAGUACCUUUGCGAGCUGUGCCUGGAUGACGUGCUCUAUGCCCGCACCACGGGCAAGCUCAAGACGGACAAUGUCUUCUGGGGCGAGCACUUCGAGUUCCACAACCUGCCGCCCCUGCGCACAGUCACCGUCCACCUGUACCGGGAGACUGACAAGAAGAAGAAGAAGGAGCGCAACAGUUACCUGGGCCUCGUGAGCCUGCCCGCCGCCUCGGUGGCUGGGCGGCAGUUUGUGGAGAAGUGGUACCCGGUGGUAACGCCCAACCCCAAGGGCGGCAAGGGUCCUGGGCCCAUGAUCCGCAUCAAGGCACGCUACCAGACUAUCACCAUCCUGCCCAUGGAGAUGUACAAGGAGUUUGCCGAGCACAUCACCAACCACUACCUGGGGCUGUGUGCAGCCCUCGAGCCCAUCCUCAGUGCCAAGACCAAGGAGGAGAUGGCGUCCGCCCUGGUGCACAUUCUGCAGAGCACGGGCAAGGUGAAGGACUUUCUGACAGACCUGAUGAUGUCAGAGGUGGACCGCUGUGGUGACAACGAGCACCUCAUCUUCCGGGAGAAUACACUGGCCACCAAGGCCAUUGAGGAGUACCUCAAGUUGGUGGGCCAGAAGUACCUACAGGAUGCCCUAGGCGAGUUCAUCAAAGCUCUCUACGAGUCAGACGAGAACUGCGAGGUGGACCCAAGCAAGUGCUCGGCCGCUGACCUCCCUGAGCAUCAGGGCAACCUCAAGAUGUGCUGUGAGCUGGCCUUCUGCAAGAUCAUCAACUCCUACUGUGUGUUCCCACGGGAGCUGAAAGAGGUGUUUGCCUCGUGGCGGCAGGAGUGCAGCAGCCGUGGCCGGCCCGACAUCAGCGAGCGGCUCAUCAGCGCCUCCCUCUUCCUGCGCUUCCUCUGCCCCGCCAUCAUGUCGCCCUCACUCUUCAACCUGCUGCAGGAGUACCCCGACGACCGCACUGCCCGCACCCUCACCCUCAUCGCCAAGGUCACCCAGAACCUAGCCAACUUCGCCAAGUUUGGCAGCAAGGAGGAGUACAUGUCCUUCAUGAACCAGUUUCUGGAGCACGAGUGGACCAACAUGCAGCGCUUCCUGCUGGAGAUCUCCAACCCUGAGACCAUCUCCAACACUGCUGGCUUUGAGGGCUACAUCGACCUGGGCCGCGAGCUCUCCAGCCUACACUCGCUGCUCUGGGAAGCUAUCAGCCAGCUGGAGCAGAGCAUUGUGUCCAAACUGGGACCCCUGCCUCGGAUCCUGAGGGAUGUCCACACAGCACUGAGCACCCCAGGCAGUGGGCAGCUCGCGGGGACCAACGACCUGGCCUCCACGCCAGGCUCCGGCAGCAGCAGCAUCUCGGCAGGGCUACAGAAGAUGGUGAUUGAGAACGAUCUCUCUGGUCUGAUAGAUUUCACCCGGUUACCGUCUCCAACCCCCGAAAACAAGGACUUGUUUUUUGUCACAAGGUCCUCCGGGGUCCAGCCCUCACCUGCCCGCAGCUCGAGUUACUCAGAAGCCAACGAGCCUGACCUUCAGAUGGCCAACGGUGGCAAAAGCCUGUCCAUGGUGGACCUCCAGGACACCCGCACGCUGGACGGGGAGGCGGGCUCUCCGGUGGGCCCCGACGUCCUCCCCACCGAAGGACAGGCAUCUGCAACACAGCUGGUGGCUGGGUGGCCUGCCCGGGCAGCUCCAGCGAGCCUGGCAGGGCUGGCCACUGUGCGGCGUGCAGGCCAGACACCGACCACGCCGGGCACCUCUGAGGGCGCGCCAGGCCGGCCCCCACUGCUGGCGCCACUCUCCUUCCAGAACCCCGUGUACCAGAUGGCGGCUGGCCUGCCACUGUCACCCCGUGGUCUCGGCGACUCGGGCUCUGAGGGCCACAGCUCCCUGAGCUCCCACAGCAACAGUGAGGAGUUGGCGGCCGCUGCCAAGCUGGGAAGUUUCAGCAGCGCUGCAGAGGAGCUGGCAAGGCGGCCCGGCGAGCUGGCGCGGCGGCAGAUGUCACUGACUGAAAAGGGCGGACAGCCCACGGUGCCACGGCAGAACAGUGCUGGCCCCCAGCGGAGGAUUGACCAGCCACCACCCCCACCCCCACCGCCACCUCCUGCCCCCCGUGGCCGGACACCUCCCACUCUGCUGAGCACCCUGCAGUACCCACGGCCCUCGAGCGGGACCCUGGCAUCAGCUUCGCCUGACUGGGCUGGCCCUGGUGCCCGGCUGCGGCAGCAGUCCUCCUCCUCUAAGGGGGACAGCCCAGAGCUGAAGCCACGGGCCGUGCACAAGCAGGGCCCUUCACCUGUGAGCCCCAAUGCCCUGGACCGCACGGCUGCUUGGCUCUUGACCAUGAACGCGCAGUUGUUAGAAGACGAGGGCCUGGGCCCAGACCCCCCCCACAGGGAUAGGCUAAGGAGUAAGGAGGAGCUCAGCCAAGCAGAAAAGGACCUGGCAGUGCUGCAGGACAAGCUGCGCAUCUCCACCAAGAAGCUGGAGGAGUAUGAGACCCUGUUCAAGUGCCAGGAAGAGACGACGCAGAAGCUGGUGCUGGAGUACCAGGCGCGGCUAGAGGAGGGUGAGGAGCGGCUGCGGCGGCAGCAGGAGGACAAGGACAUCCAGAUGAAGGGCAUCAUCAGCAGGUUGAUGUCGGUGGAGGAGGAGCUGAAGAAGGACCACGCAGAGAUGCAAGCGGCUGUGGACUCUAAACAGAAGAUCAUCGAUGCCCAGGAGAAACGCAUCGCCUCCCUGGACGCCGCCAAUGCCCGCCUCAUGAGUGCCCUGACGCAGCUGAAAGAGAGGUACAGCAUGCAAGCCCGUAACGGCAUCUCCCCCACCAACCCCACCAAAUUGCAGAUUACCGAGAACGGCGAGUUCAGGAACAGCAGCAAUUGUUAACCUGCCCGAGGAGAGGGGCGCUGUGGUGGCCAAGGGCAGGGUCUCGGCGGGGGAGGCGCCCCACAGUCGCAGCCCCAGCGUGGGUGGCAGGAGCCCGAGGCACACCUCCCCUCCCCUCCGCCCGCCGUGCAGGAGGCGGGCCACAGAGGGCGCCGCGAGAGACUGAUGCAGCGUGAGGCGGGGUCCGCAGCCGCCACCCCCCUUCGCCUGGGAAGCGUGUUCGGUGCAGGCAGAAGAGACUGCACGCUGGGAGUGGGGACGGGCUGGUGGAAGCAGGGGCCUGCCACAAACAUGUCUGUGGAUUAUUGAAUUUGGUGUGCGUCACCUUUUCCUCCUUGACCUGGGAAGUGCAUGUACCCCACCCUCGCCAGGGAGGGAGCUGCCUGGAGAGGGGACGAUGAAAGGGCUGGGGACCUGCUCCUGUGGCUUUCCCGCACCUCCUCGGGGCCCAGGACUCCCUGGCUGCCAGGCCCUACCUUGUGGGACCUGGAACCUGACGAGUUUAUUGGCAGGCAGGGGGAUGGUGGGAGGACACAGAGGCAGGAGUUUGAUGUCCCCUGCGUGUCGUCACCCUGAGCACCCGCCAUUGCAUGUGGCCUGUCGGGGACCCUUCCUGGCUGUGAGGAACUGAGGAUUCAUCCCCCCUUCCCCUGUACCUGUCCCAGACCGCCCACCUUCCACCUCCUUCCCUUCCUUUGUUGUAUUACCAAAUGGACCCAGUGAAGAUCGUAGCUUUUUCUUCCGGGCUCUCAUACCUGUGGGGAGGAUCCUAGCCCCCCACACUGCCACACGGCCCAGGCUGGUGCUCUGGGGCUCGCAGACGCCAAAGAUUUGGGCAGAGCCAACCAGAGAGCUCUCCAUUGUCCCUGCCUUCUCCUGGGGCCUAGUGCAUCCAGGCCACAGUGGUCUGGUAGGGAGUGGCCGGCUGGUGCUGAUCUGAGAGAAAGGUGAUCUCUUCUCUGAUUGAUGGUUUAAAGAAAUUCUGAUGCCUGCAGGCCCUGAGAAGGUGGAUAACUGUGAUUUUUUUUCCUUUCACAGUAUGCAUUAGAAACAAAAGCCCGCUUGCUCGCUUGCUGGAACACAGGGGCCUUUUAAAUUGAGCGUGCGCACUGCAUGGGAAAUAGCAGCCCUGGAGGAUGUUAGACUUGCUCCCUCUCCGAGACAGCAGCAGCCUGCACCAGGCCCCGUGUGUGCGGCCGGCCUCCUCCUCACCCUUCCCGGCCCCAGCGAGGACCAGGCGCUGCAGACAGGGGAGGGGCACACCCGCAGCUGGGGCCGGUUUUCCUCAGCUCUAGGCUGUUCUGUAGCUAAUCUGCCCCUUCCCCCGCUUGUGGGACAUAGAUGGGCAGGAGCUUGGGUCUCUCUUGGCUCCUCUCUGUUCCCACUCUACAGAUCCCAAGCCCUGGCCCUGGGUAACCUAGGGCAGGAGCUGGGGUCUUUGACCAGGCAGCAAAGCCGGGGCUGGGCGAACCACACAAGCCACCUCCUCUGCCCCUGUGGCUGGAAUGUGCCACAGAGGCCCCACCAGAGAGAGUGCUGGUGCUGGAGGGGUGGCCCAGAGCCACACUGCUCCUCUCCUGGCCCGUGGACAGGUGAUGGCAGCUGCUCUGGGAAGGGGCUUUUAGCAGUAACCCUACAGUUCAUUUAGACCAGAGGCAGGUACUGAUGGAGAGAGGAUGGGGCUGCCGAGGGUUGUAGACCCCAGGAAGGAAGGAGGUGGAGGCCGAAGCGCUGCACCACCCCUUCCUGCCCCACUCCUCUGUCCACACCCCUGCGCCUGCGAGUUUCAGAGAAGGGUGGCCAUACAGGCAGGGCCUGGCUCUGGUCAUGUCCUCCUGGUCCAGUCUCGAUCCCCCACUGCCUAGCGAGCCCUGCCCUCCCCACCCCACCCCUCUCCUGCCGAUGCCUCAUAGAGCGACCUCGGACCCGAGCACCUCUUAGCAAUAUUGGGGGGCACAGGGGAGUCCCAGGGCCUAGACGGGAGGAGGGUGCAGAAGCCACCGCUGUGUCUGGCACUGGCAGCCCUUGGCGCCGGGUGUGAGCUCUCAGCCCGAGAGCCUUAUUUACCUAGUGCAAAAACUGUAAAAGUGUACAGACUCUUCACAGAUUUUUAUCUUACUUGCAAGUAUGACAAUUUUUGUAAAUGUUCUUGGUGUUUGACUGUAAUGUAACUAUCUCACCUAACGGUUGUAUAUAGUCCUUUAGUCCUGGUGCUGCCGAGGGCUGGCCGGGACUGCUGCUCUCCCGAUGGUUUUUAUUUUAUUUUUUAAUAUAGAGGACAGUAUCGGCAGGAGGAAGAAGUUUGGGAUCUGGGUGUUUGUGUUUUUUCUCUGACUGUGGCAUUUAUUUGUUGGCUUUGCAGCAUGUUGUCUGGGUGGGUUGAUGGGCCAGUAAAGGGGGGGGGAGGGGCUCCUUUCUGGGUGCUGGAGGGAAAGACUGAAGCUCCGGGGUCCCUGAUCACCGAGACCCAGCCUCUGCUGGAGAAAGUGCCCCCUUUCUGCCAACACAGGAGGCUGACUUUUUUUUUUUGACCAACUUAUGUUCAGGAUGAAGGAAACUGCCAAACCCCCUGUAAGUGAAGGCUUUCCAACUGCCCAGAAAUGGGAGGUGAGGGGCCGGGGCCAGAGCUCCAUGUUCACCCCUCCCCCCCGAGCACCUGCUCCGAGGUACACCUCCCCCUCACACCCCAUCCAUCUGCGGGAGCCAGACUGUCCAGGGAAACAGCCCCUCUUUUCUACACACUCAGACACAAAGUCACCCCAGCCCCCGCACCGCAUCCCAGCCCCCCUUUUGUAAGUAUGUGAAAAGGAAAAAAUGCAGAUGUUGGAGUUUUGGCUGGAGCUCUUCCCUCCAGCUGUGACUAUUACCUGUGUAAUAAUGUACAGAGAGCGUCGUCGGUGUUCUAAGACUCUGUGUGGCUGUGCAAUUUCUGUACAUUUGCAAUUAGAAAUAUUAAAGAUUUAUUUAGCUAUUUUAA
Cynocephalus volans (Philippine flying lemur) is the source of this 6644-nucleotide messenger RNA. RefSeq names its product DAB2 interacting protein (gene DAB2IP). Gene Ontology annotation, biological process: regulation of GTPase activity. The record is from RefSeq and is a predicted model, not a curated record. The coding region runs from base 167 to 3667 and encodes 1166 amino acids. The transcript has 16 exons. Lineage: Eukaryota; Metazoa; Chordata; Mammalia; Dermoptera; Cynocephalidae.